Eimeria necatrix is the source of this 399-nucleotide messenger RNA. RefSeq lists its product as hypothetical. NCBI's taxonomy places the organism in Eukaryota, Apicomplexa, Conoidasida, Eucoccidiorida, Eimeriidae. The record is from RefSeq and is a predicted model, not a curated record. Bases 1 to 399 code for a protein of 132 amino acids. The transcript has a single exon.
AUGCUGGAAGAACAAGAGGCUUCUUAUGUUGAGCUGCUGCUGCUGCUGCAGCAGCAGCAGCAGAACCCCAAAGUCCUGCUUCCGGUGCUGCAGCUCGUGCUGCAGUGCAGCGGGGACCCCGACUUCAUCCGCUUCCUCAUUAGUGGCCUUGCUUCCACCAAGGAGCACCAAAACAAGCAGCAGCAGCAGCAACAGCAGCAGCAGCAGCAGCAGCAGCAGCAGCAGCAGCAGCAGCAGCAGCAGCAGCAGCAGCAGCAGCGGCAAGCUGUUGUGCAGGGGCUGCGCCGCCUGCUGCGGCUCGUAGGCGGCAAAGACGGCAGCCUUUCUGCGCUGAGCACAGAAAUCCUAAUUAACUUAACAGCAAACGAAACCCUGGGUAAGCUAAACCCUAAACCCUAA